Haemonchus placei is the source of this 294-nucleotide messenger RNA. The record is from the annotation of a GenBank genome assembly. NCBI's taxonomy places the organism in Eukaryota, Metazoa, Nematoda, Chromadorea, Rhabditida, Trichostrongylidae.
AUGCUCCUUUGCUCCCCCUUUACUUCGGAAAACACCAUCCGUUCAAGCGCCUAUCGAAGCGUCGAAGCCUGGGCGCGACGCGACCGCUCGCUUCACGGAUCACUCGAUGAUGAAGACCUGCUGGUGUUCGGAUACACGUCACGAAUCUACCCUGCUGACGAGCGUUCGGACUUUAUUGCCGAGGAGCGACAUCUGAUCACUUCGCCAAACGAUCCGUCAUUACGCAUCGAUAGGUGUAUAUUUCUUUUUGGCUUUUUUCCGUCUUUUCCUUCACAACGUCGCCGAUUAGUGUAA